Messenger RNA from Anguilla anguilla (European eel), 2828 nucleotides. Its product is annotated as serine/threonine-protein kinase PAK 2-like. Gene Ontology annotation, molecular function: protein serine/threonine kinase activity; ATP binding. Lineage: Eukaryota; Metazoa; Chordata; Actinopteri; Anguilliformes; Anguillidae. The record is from RefSeq and is a predicted model, not a curated record. Gene Ontology annotation, cellular component: cytoplasm. Gene Ontology annotation, biological process: regulation of MAPK cascade; intracellular signal transduction; regulation of axonogenesis. The transcript has 16 exons. Bases 365 to 1945 code for a protein of 526 amino acids.
UUCCGCUUCCCCUCCGCCAUUGCCUAUCCCGGUCUCAGUAGAUAAAAAGAAUACAACGAAGACAAGAAAACAACAUAUUUCGUUUAGUUUCAUUCAAAUAUCCAGUUCAGGUAGGAACUAUUAAAAUAAUAUUGAAUAGCAUACAAGGCCGAGCUAACUUUUAGGAGUUUUGUGGGAGUUUGCUGCAGUUUUGCUGGAGUGAGACGGACUGCGAAGAGGGACCUGCCCACAAAGUCUUUCCCGAAGAGCGUGCAGUCAGGCAGAGGAAAAACAGCUCUGGGAUUCUGCUGGGGCAUUCAGGGACGGUCUCUGCACCCCUCUCUGUCCCCCCCCCUCCCCCUCCCUCCUCCGGCGCACCCCUGUCAUGUCUGAUAACGGAGAGCUGGAGGACAAGCCCCCCGCCCCGCCCGUCAGGAUGAGCAGCGCCAGCUUCAGCAGUAGCAAGGACACGAUGUCGGCCAAUCACAGCUCCAAGCCCCUGCCCUCUGUGCCCGAGGAGAGGAAACCCCGCAACAAGAUCAUCUCCAUCUUUUCUGGAGCCGAGAAAGGGGGCAGGAAGAAGGACAAGGACAAGGAACGCCCCGAAAUCUCGCCCCCCUCAGACUUCGAACACACCAUCCACGUCGGCUUUGAUGCCGUGACCGGAGAAUUCACUGGCAUGCCAGAGCAGUGGGCUCGGCUGCUGCAGACCUCCAACAUCACCAAGUCGGAGCAGAAGAAGAACCCGCAAGCCGUUCUGGACGUCCUCAAGUUCUACGACUCCACCGGCAACGGCAGGCAGAAAUACCUCAGCUUCUCAUCUUCAGAUAAAGACGCACAGCUGCUGGGGAAGAAGGGCACGGAACCCUCGCCAGCUAACAUCAAGGACAUCGACGACGAUGAGGAUGACGAAGCCCCGCCCCCCAUUGUGGCGCCCCGUCCGGAACACACCAAAUCUGUGUACACCCGCUCCGUUAUCGACCCACUCCCCUCGCCACCGCCCUGUGCAGAUGCAGAUUCCGCCUCGAAGGGUGUUGACAGGCAAAAGAAGAAGGGCACCGGCAGCAAAAUGACAGACGAGGAGAUCAUGGAGAAACUCAGAACCAUAGUCAGCGUAGGCGACCCCAAGAAGAAGUACACCCGAUACGAGAAAAUCGGACAGGGGGCUUCAGGCACAGUGUACACAGCCAUCGAUGUUGCCACGGGACAGGAGGUAGCCAUCAAACAGAUAAACCUGCAAAAGCAGCCCAAGAAGGAACUAAUCAUCAACGAGAUCCUGGUGAUGAAGGAGUUAAAGAACCCCAACAUCGUCAACUUCGUGGACAGCUUCCUGGUGGGGGAGGAACUCUUUGUGGUGAUGGAAUACCUGGCUGGCGGCUCACUCACAGACGUCGUGACGGAGACCUGCAUGGACGAGGCUCAGAUCGCCGCUGUCUGCAGAGAGUGUUUGCAAGCCCUGGAGUUCCUGCACGCUAACCAGGUGAUCCACCGUGACAUCAAGAGCGACAACGUGCUCCUGGGGAUGGACGGGUCUGUGAAACUCACUGAUUUUGGGUUCUGCGCCCAGAUCACCCCCGAGCAGAUCAAGCGUUACACCAUGGUGGGCACGCCCUACUGGAUGGCCCCGGAGGUAGUGACCCGCAAGGCCUAUGGGCCCAAAGUGGACAUCUGGUCCCUGGGCAUCAUGGCCAUCGAGAUGGUGGAGGGAGAGCCCCCCUACCUCAACGAGAACCCCCUGAGGGCAUUAUACCUGAUUGCCACCAAUGGCACCCCGGAGCUCCAAAACCCGGAAAAACUGUCGCCUACCUUCCGGGACUUCCUGAACCGCUGCCUGGAGAUGGACGUGGAGAAAAGGGGCGGGGGCAAGGAGCUGCUGCAACACCCCUUCCUGAAGAUGGCAAAGCCCCUUUCAAGCUUGACACCUCUCAUCCUCGCUUCCAAGGAGGCAAUGAAGAGCAACCGCUAGUCUUGCCUGCCACAACUGAGCUGUGCCAACCCCACCCUCCAAUCACCCUGACCUGCAAAGGGCACAAGCCCCAACCACAGGGCUCUGCUCCUACAAACCACACCCCCUCCCCAUGCCUGAAAGGAUAGCUCCGCCCGCCAGGGACAGGGCCGCUCCACUCCAGGGCCUCAUGAACUCUUGUGGUCCGAUCUGUCAGUCAAGAUCUGAGAACACUGCCCCCCCCCCCCCAUGUUAUCACUGAUGCCUUGACCUGGUCAGACCAGUAUUCACAGUUUAUGUGAACUGCUUUUUGUACAAUUUGUGGUGUUUUUUCUUUUUCUUUUCUCAAACUAUCUCGAACUUAGUCAGCUGUUCCAGCUCAUUGUGUUAUCAUGUCUACCAGUCCCCUUGGCAUCGUGAAACUUGAAUCUCAUAUCUCUGAAGCCCUGUUGUCUCUCAAGAAAUGUCCUUGUACUCUCGAUACUCUUGUACUCUGUCACAUGUGCCUGUCUCAUUUUUUAAAAAAGAGAAUUAUUGUUUACUGUAUAAGUUGAACUAUUUCUUUAAUUCACAGGGAUUUAGGAGUCUAAACUUUUAAUAUUAAGAAAAAUGUUGAAUUACGUUUUGUAUAUUAUGUACUUAAAAGAAAGAGGAAGUGGAAACCACAGAUCAGAGAUCAGGACAUUCUGACUGUUUCAUACGUAUAUGUAUACUGUUCAUUUUUUAUUUCCGACUAACAAUCUGACAGUUUACCAUAAAUUUAAGUAUUUGCAAUUAUCUUAGUUUUUAAUGUGAUUAAUAAUUAAUUGUAUUUCCAUGUAUGUGGAGUAUUCAUGCGUUCUGCAAGUAAAAGUCACAUUUUUGAAAAAUCAAGAAAUUUUUUGAAUAAAAUUGUGCUUUUUAA